UACGCCCUCCGCUAUCCCAGCAUGCACCGCGAGGUCUGCAGUAUAUUAAUGACAAAGAAAAAAAGGCUGGAGAGCAACAACAACAGGGUGGGAUCAGAAGCACAAACCCUGGUGAUAGCACGAACAUUUCACGAACCCUUGUGCUGUCAACAAGUACCGCGUCAUGUCCCUGAGGUGAUGAGAGCAAGAAGUGCCAUUAACCACCUUAAGGGAGUUUACACAGCUUGAUAGUUUGUGGAGAGAGGGGUGGGGGGGCCCAGGCAAACCGUGGACGGGGAAGGGGAAGAGCUCAGCUGGAGCCAAUGCAGCAGCAGCAUCGACAGCCUGAGCUGGUGGAAGGAAGCCUUCCCGUGUUCGUGUUCCCCACUGAGCUCAUCUUCUAUGCAGAUGAUCAGACGUCGCACAAGCAGGUGCUCACCCUCUACAACCCUUAUGAGUUCGCUCUCAAGUUUAAAGUGCUGUGCACAGCGCCAAACAAGUACACUGUGGUGGAUUCCACCGGAGCUGUCAAGCCACAAUGUUGUGUGGACAUAGUAAUCCGACACAGAGAUGUGCGUGCAUGCCAUUAUGGCGUGUAUGACAAGUUCCGACUGCAGGUGUCGGAGCAGAGUCAACGGAAAGCUCUGGGUCACAAAGAGGUGACUGCCACGCUCCGUCCCUCGGCCUCACAGGAGCCGCCCAGCACCAGGCCCCAAGAUGAGGAACGCAGAAUCAAAGAGCAGUUUGCAGACAGCGAAUUUUUUGAACAGACUGCUAUACAGACAGAGAGCCGUCCUGUUGCUGGAGGCCCCAGUCUGCUGACUGUGCUACUCGGGCUGGUGUGUAUGGCCGCCCUCAUGCUGCCGACCCUGGGGGAGCAAGAAUCUACUGUGCCUCUCUACCUCCACUUAAGUGUUAACAAGAAACUUGUAGCUGCUUAUGUUCUUGGGCUUCUUACGAUGGUCAUCCUACGCACAUGAAGCGCUUUGAGGGGACAUGAUCUAAAGACGAAGAGAGCGUCCUCAGAGGCCCUGCUACGCUUCAAUGGGUACAGCUGACAGCAGGGGGACGUGGUACUUAUUCAGUUCACCCUGUCCCCUGAAAAAUACAUUUUUAGCAUACUUGUUUCUAAAUCCACAUAUUUGUGUUAAUACAUAAACUGACAACACACCGAUCUGCGGAGUCCUCCAGUGUGUUGGUCAAAGGAGUCCCUAAGCAGGGCCUGUGAAGAAACAUGAGGCCAUUCAAAUUGUUGUUUGACAUCAUAUUCCUUGUGUCUAUUUCUAUCGCCAUUAUGUAACAGAAUAUGGUUAACUUGAGUGUGACGGAAUCUACAUGCAAACAUUAUACAUGUAAAUAAAGACAUUAAAAUGUU
Cottoperca gobio is the source of this 1354-nucleotide messenger RNA. RefSeq names its product motile sperm domain containing 1 (gene mospd1). The record is from RefSeq and is a predicted model, not a curated record. Bases 303 to 959 code for a protein of 218 amino acids. NCBI's taxonomy places the organism in Eukaryota, Metazoa, Chordata, Actinopteri, Perciformes, Bovichtidae. Gene Ontology annotation, cellular component: cytoplasm. The transcript is spliced from 6 exons.